Molecule: messenger RNA, 1398 nt
Organism: Aspergillus tanneri
Lineage: Eukaryota; Fungi; Ascomycota; Eurotiomycetes; Eurotiales; Aspergillaceae
Gene: STK32A
Product: Serine/threonine-protein kinase 32A
Exons: 7
Coding region: 1-1398 (465 amino acids)
Biological process (GO): peptidyl-serine phosphorylation; intracellular signal transduction
Molecular function (GO): protein serine/threonine kinase activity; ATP binding
Source: RefSeq, a predicted model, not a curated record
AUGGGGAAUACACAGGGGAAACCGGUGUGCUCCACCGACGAGGUGAACCUGAAUCAAUUCCGGCUGUUACGAGUCGUGGGAAAAGGCGCAUUUGGGAAAGUUCGAAUCGUGGAGAAGAAAGAUACGGGACUGACAUUUGCCCUCAAAUACAUUCGGAAAGAAGAAGGUAUUAUUCAUCGGGAUGUGAAACCAGACAAUGUACUGCUGGAUUCGGAGGGACAUGUGCAUUUGGCGGAUUUUAACGUGGCCUCGGACUUCCGACCUGGAAAACCUCUGACGAGUAAAUCUGGCACCCUGGCGUACCUGGCCCCCGAGGUCUACGAGGGAGGAGGCUAUUACUGUGAAGUCGAUUGGUGGUCACUCGGGGUCACAUUCUAUGAAUGUAUCUAUAAUAAGCGACCGUUUGAAGGCCGCAGUCAGGACACGCUGAGUGAGAACAUUAAGAAAGCGCAGCCGAAAUACUUCGUCACCAACCCUGCGGUCUCAGUUCCCUGCCUGCGGGCAAUGGCGUCAUUUAUGGAGAAGGACCGAAGCAAACGUAUCGGCGCAAUUAGUUUCGAAAGUUUCACUAGCCAUCCUUUCUUUGCCGAAAUAGACUUCGUGGCUCUGGAGCGUAAGGAGAUUCCGCCCGUCUUUACACCUUCGAGUGACAAGACCAACUUUGAUGCUACAUAUGACCUGGAAGAGUUACUACUGGAAGAGGCGCCGCUCGAAGCUAGAGCCCGCAGACAGAAGCCGAGGGCCGAGUUAAGAGAGGAUGCGACGGCAAAAGAGAUCAGGGAGGACGAACUUCACCGACUUAUCGAGACGAUGUUUGAGCCGUUUGAUUAUACCACUGUGAAUUUUCGAGCGAAUGCCGCCGAAGUGAUUGCAGCAACAACGAACCCGGAAGACUGUCUCCCCGCCGACUCCACGCAUUCACGGCAAUAUUCGCAGCAUGAUUCGAGGAAUGAUGGCUCCGUGGGCCGCUUGACCCAGACAGAGACUCCGUCUCCCGCUGGGGGCACUCCAGAGCCUCAAGAUCCAACGUCGGCUUCCAAUAAGACCCCCAUGUUUCCUACUACCCAACCGAUGCAGGCUCCGCCACCCCCGCCGACGGCUCCAUCCUUUUCUCGUCCUCUCCCACCGCCGAGCCGCACCAGAGGAGCAACACGGAAGACCAGUAAGGGCGGAGGAGUUCAGAUGGUGCUGGAAGAGGCUGGAAGCUGGAGCGAGCUUGCGGAUCAUAGCAGCACGCUCCCAGCUGAGGGUUACGAUACUGCAACAGCCAAGGGGAAAUCCUCGAACAGUGGCAUGCUGGCUUUCUUAAGUCGGAAGAAGGGUCGGGACAGGAGUCCAAAGCCCCAAGAACCUGGUGUUCUGGGCAAAGAAGGUGCCCGUCAAAUCAUAAGCGGAUAA